This is a messenger RNA of Pteropus alecto (black flying fox), 690 nucleotides long. Its product is annotated as solute carrier family 23 member 1-like. The transcript has 5 exons. Gene Ontology annotation, cellular component: membrane. Gene Ontology annotation, molecular function: transmembrane transporter activity. Gene Ontology annotation, biological process: transmembrane transport. The coding region runs from base 85 to 690 and encodes 201 amino acids. Lineage: Eukaryota; Metazoa; Chordata; Mammalia; Chiroptera; Pteropodidae. The record is from RefSeq and is a predicted model, not a curated record.
AGUUAAUCUUUCCUGACUGGCGUGACAUUGCUUCUUUUUCUUUAUCCUGAGAGGAUCCCCAAAGGAGAAGAUCCCCAAGUUGCCAUGAACUCCGCCAUCACCAUCUGUGAGCACCCCGCCCCAUUGAGGGGUGAUGAUGUGCUCGGCUCUCACAGUGACGGCCAAAGCAGGAAGAGGGACGGCCAGCGCAGGAGUCCCAGCAGCAGCCACCUGGCCUACGGCGUUCUGGACAUCCCUCCGUGGUAUCUCUGCAUCUUCUUGGGGAUCCAGCACUUCCUCACGGCCCUGGGGGGGCUCGUGGCAGUGCCACUCAUCCUGGCCAAGGACCUGUGUCUGCAGCAUGACCCCCUGACCCAGAGCUACCUCAUCAGCACCAUUUUCUUCGUCUCUGGCAUCUGCACUCUCCUGCAAGUGUUAUUAGGAGUCAGGAAAUACAACAAUUCUUUCAUUACCGCCUUCUCUGUGGAGGAACGGGAGACUAGUGCCUACAUCCUUGCCAGGUUAUCUCCCUUCUUCCCUCUUCCUGCUUCUGACACCACCUCUGUGAGCCCAGGUUUCUUCCAAACCCCUACCAAGGACUCAGACAGCUCUACUAUUGUGGGCACCUAUGAUGUUGACAGAGAAGAUCAUGAAGGGUCUAUUUCAACUGGAGAAUCAGUGGCGAAAGUGCCUGUGGGUUUAGCCUUCUAG